This is a messenger RNA of Penicillium subrubescens, 1635 nucleotides long. It is a transcript of the gene aglA, whose product is annotated as putative alpha-galactosidase. The transcript has a single exon. NCBI's taxonomy places the organism in Eukaryota, Fungi, Ascomycota, Eurotiomycetes, Eurotiales, Aspergillaceae. Gene Ontology annotation, molecular function: hydrolase activity, hydrolyzing O-glycosyl compounds. Bases 1 to 1635 code for a protein of 544 amino acids. Gene Ontology annotation, biological process: carbohydrate metabolic process. The record is from RefSeq and is a predicted model, not a curated record.
AUGCCACAGCCAUCCACCGCCCGCUGGGCAAUCCCAGCGCGCAUGGCCAGUCUCCUCAUCCUCCCCCUUCUAUCUGUACACGCCUCAGUUGAAGACCCCAAACUCCUCCCCACCCCACCAAUGGGCUUCAACAACUGGGCACGCUUCGAGUGCGAUCUCAACGAGACCCUCUUCACCGACACCGCUCAGUCCAUGUUAUCCCGCGGCCUACUAGCUGCAGGCUACAAUCGUCUCAAUCUAGACGAUUGCUGGAUGACGCACGAGCGUGGCGCAGACGGUGCGCUGCAGUGGAACUCUACCCUCUUCCCGCACGGUAUCCCCUGGUUAGCCGAUUACGCGCACAAGCACGGCUUCCACUUGGGUAUCUACGAGGACUCCGGAAAUGCGACUUGUGGCGGGUAUCCCGGUUCAUAUGGCUAUGAACAAAAGGAUGCAGAGACGUUUGCGAGUUGGGGCAUUGAUUAUCUCAAACUUGAUGGGUGUAAUGUUUAUCCUGAGGGUGGGAGGUCGAUGGCGGAGGAGUAUAAACUUCGCUACGGACAGUGGCAUGAUAUUCUGAGUGCUAUGGCGGAGCCGCUGAUCUUUUCGGAAUCGGCACCGGCUUAUUUCUCCGAGAAUAAGACGGAGUGGGCUAAUGUUAUGGAUUGGAUCCCGUUUUAUGGUGAAUUGGCCCGUCACUCGGAUGAUGUGCUUGUUUAUGUGGGUGAGGGGAGUGCUUGGGAUAGUAUCAUGGUGAACUAUCACUUUCAGACUCUUCUUGUGCGGUAUCAAAAACCGGGCUACUACAAUGAUCCGGACUUUUUGAUCACGGAUCAUCCUGGUUUGACUGAUGCUGAGAAGCGCUCGCAUUUCGCGCUGUGGGCUUCAUUCGGUGCGCCGUUGAUUAUCAGUGCUUAUAUACCUGAUCUGUCGGAUGAGGAGGUUCGGUUCCUUUCUAAUAAGGAGUUGAUUGCUGUGGAUCAGGAUCCGUUGGCUCAGCAGGCGGCUUUGGUUAGUCGGGAUGGUACCUUUGAUGUACUGACUCGGUCCCUGGCGAAUGGGGACAGACUUCUUACAGUGCUGAACACUGGGAGCAGUUCUGCGAAAACGAGCAUCUCCGUCGCCCGAUUGGGUCUGAAGGGACAGUGUCAAUACAAAGCCCGCGACCUUUGGACAGGCAAGACCUCUUCUAUCCGUGACGCCAUUGGUAUCAAUCUCGACAGCCACGCAACGGCAGUCUACCGUAUCACUCCUGGUCGGGGCUGCACCUCGGUCACCCCAACAGGAAUGAUCUUGAACACCGUCUCCGGAAACUGCCUAACCGCGUCAUCAUCCGGCGCUACCUUCAAAACUUGCAACGCAGCAGAUACCCAGGUGUGGAGUGUUUCCGGUUCUGGAACCAAGGUGUCCAUCAGCCCGCUGUCGAAUCCAGCUAAGUGCCUGGCUGCUAAGGGAUCUAUUAUUGCUCUGGUUGAUUGUAAGGGUGGAGCCGGUACUAUUUGGUCACACGCUAUCACUGGUCACUUGCAGAAUGCGAAUGGUGACUGCCUGACGGAGUCCGGCGGACAAGGAACUCUAGCGGGCUGUGAGUUGCUUCAGGGUGGGCAGAUUUUGGGAUUGCCGAGUGGGGUUCAUGUUGUGGAUGGAAGUGCAUAG